AUGGGUCUAAGUGAUCGCUACCCUGCCUAUGGUGGUCGUGGUCCCAGUGACCUUCGACUGGGUCUCGGUCUAGGUGCUGUUGCCACCAUUUUUAUGGCACUACGAGUUUAUGUGAGACUUCGUGUUAACAAGUUUGGAACAACGGCCUUGAUCUGGUCUCUUAUUGCCUGGUUUUUCACGGUGAUCACCCAAACUUUUGGUGUUAUCUCCAUUCUCCACGGUCUAGGAAACCAUAUCAAAGUUGUUGAGGAUGAAGGACAACUGGGUAACUACCUGUUGUUCACAUGGAUCACGGUCUUCUUCUUCAACAUGGCCAUUCCAAUUGGAAAGGUCGCCGUCGCGGCAUUUUUAAUUGAGAUGAAUUCACAAGGCAAUCUUAAGAUCCGUCGCAGUCUAGUCGCCGUCGCCGUGAUCAACAUCGUCUUCAACAUCCCACAAGUUCUCCUUGCCUGGUUCCAAUGCAGUCCACCAAACGCUCUAUGGAACCCCAACGAACAAGAUAAAUGCAACCACGCCACAAGUGUCCACUACACCUAUUUCGUCGGAGCCGUCGCCGCUCUUUCAGAUUUCUACCUCGCCAUCAUCCCCGCAACCAUGCUCGCCCCACUCCGAAUCGACCGCAAGUUGAAAUGGGGUCUCAGUUUCCUGAUGGGAUGUGGUGUAUUCGCCGGAGCAGCAGCCAUCGUCCGAACAUGGGCCGCAAGUUACAUCAUGAGCGCAGACCCUUCAUACGGUGUUGGUACUCUCUUCCGUUGGGGUGAAGUCGAGGAAUGGGUCGUCCUUAUUUCCAUGUCCAUCCCACCUGUCUGGCCCUUAUUCCGCCCACUUACAACCCGCUUCAUCAAGUCCACUGGAAUGUCGCGCAGUCCGCAUCAAUACAUGCAGUAUAAUCAGUAUGGAUCUCGGGGUGCGCCACUUGGAUCCACUGCUGGUGCUGCACCGCCGAUCAUUACAACUACGAUCUCUAUUUCCUCGACAAAGGGUGUCUCGGCUGCUGCGGAGCCUGUUGGUACUUCUUCAUCAUCCGCCGAAUCUAUUACUAGAUACGAUGAGGAGGAGCCUGAGACGCCGCAUACUGUUUUGAGUGGGAAUGGUGAUCCUGAGGGUUGGGUGGAGAUGUCUCAUUAUAAGAAUCGUCGUCAUUCAUGA
This is a messenger RNA of Penicillium malachiteum, 1149 nucleotides long. RefSeq lists its product as uncharacterized. NCBI's taxonomy places the organism in Eukaryota, Fungi, Ascomycota, Eurotiomycetes, Eurotiales, Aspergillaceae. The transcript is spliced from 4 exons. Bases 1 to 1149 code for a protein of 382 amino acids. The record is from RefSeq and is a predicted model, not a curated record.